AACUCUUCGGUGCUCUGUGGUUCAAGGCGUGAAUUUGCGACAGCUUCUGUCAAGAAGUAGUGCCGUGUUGUGUGGGCAGGAACUAUCUUGAAAGCCGUUGCUCGCUGGACAACUCUGCGCCAUGGUCAAGACGUCCAAACCGUCCGUCGACCUGUCCACCAAGUCGGUGCUGCUGGCGGCAACGGACGACAAUAUGAACCUCUACGAAAACCGCCUCGCUAGUUUCGAGAAUUGGCCACUAACCGGCGACUGCAUGUGCACGCCAGCGCGGAUGGCGGCGGCUGGUUUCUACCACUGCCCUACGGAGAACGAGCCAGACCUCGCACGUUGCUACGUGUGCUUUAAGGAGCUGGACGGCUGGGAGCCGAAUGACGAUCCAGCCAAAGAGCACUCGCGCUCUGCGGACUGCGCUUUCGUUCGCUUGGGCAAAAAAAGCGGAGACAUGGCAGCGCUGGACUUUCUCGGGCUCGAGAAGGCCCGCGCAAAGAACCGAGCAUGCAAGUUCAACGACCUGGCCGUGGCCGAAGCGGGAGAGGCCAUGCGCAAGGUCAAAUACGAACUGGACAAGGUGCUGAGGAAGAAGCGCUGACGGCCUGCGUGUGUGCUACGAGGCGUUCGCGAUUGUGUGCGCUUUUAAACUGCGGAGCCAAUCGUCUCGCUCGGAUCUUUAGUUCCCUGUGUAUAUUUUUGAACUUGUGUGGCAGAUUUUAAUAAAUCCUCAUUUUUUUACGCUA
Molecule: messenger RNA, 734 nt
Organism: Rhipicephalus sanguineus (brown dog tick)
Lineage: Eukaryota; Metazoa; Arthropoda; Arachnida; Ixodida; Ixodidae
Gene: Det
Product: baculoviral IAP repeat-containing protein 5
Exons: 1
Coding region: 122-589 (155 amino acids)
Source: RefSeq, a predicted model, not a curated record